Fusarium keratoplasticum is the source of this 3450-nucleotide messenger RNA. RefSeq lists its product as uncharacterized. Gene Ontology annotation, biological process: regulation of Rab protein signal transduction. Lineage: Eukaryota; Fungi; Ascomycota; Sordariomycetes; Hypocreales; Nectriaceae. Gene Ontology annotation, cellular component: cytoplasmic vesicle. The record is from RefSeq and is a predicted model, not a curated record. The coding region runs from base 1 to 3450 and encodes 1149 amino acids. The transcript has 3 exons.
AUGGAGAACUCUUCGACCCCUCUCGCCGACUAUUUCUGGAUCGCCGGCGUAGAGUCGGUGUCCAUCCACGACCCCGCGUCGCAGCCAGUCGUCCCCGUCGUUCCUGUCGAGUCCACCAUCGCCGAGGAUGGCGAGCCCGAAGACGAUUUUGCCAACGGCUCCCAGGCCAAGGCCAACGCACGACACUCGCGGCACAGUUCCUCCAACCGACUCUCCAGGAUAUCUCUCACCGACCGAUUCUCGGUGCACACACUCGAGGAGAACGACGGCAACACCAAGAGCAACCGCAGCAGCGCCACUAUUCGCCCUGUGAAUCCCCCCAACUUCGGUGCCACCAAUGGAGGGGCCAAUUCCACCGGUACCCCCAGCGGUAUCCUGGGCGAGGGCCCCAUGCUCAUGGGCGACUUUGAUUUUGAUAAGGCCCUUGUCAAAUUUGCAGCCGAGCGCGAGGUCUUUCUCGAGGAUCUGACCUUCAGUGCCGGCGCAAAAGUCCAGGCUCGGGCACCGAUGGUGAACCCUAGAGCCGAGAGGAUCAAGGCGGAGGAGAGCGAUAGCGGCAGACUGAGUCCUCUCAGAAGCAUUAAGGGUAGCAUCCGCCGCAAGAUGAGUUUUAGGGACAUGAACAGCUUGCGCAAGCAGCCCAGCACCAGAGCGAGUGCAAGCCGAGCAGCCUCGAUCCGUACUGCGAAGCGUCUCAGCAACUAUAAUUCCGUGAUCCCACCGCCCGAGCCCCUCAACACCGAUCCUGAUAUGCACCCCCUCAAGCGACGGUAUGAGCCUGUUCUGCUUGACCGAUAUCCUCCCCAGGAGGCUGUAGAUGAGAUUUCCAGGCGUGGAAAGUUCCCCGACUACGUGCCGAUGUUUGCCUUUCCCAACGACAUUCAGAUUGUGUCCUCGGAUGAUCGGCCACGGUCGACAUGGCACGGCUUCACCAUGACCUCUGACGAUAACAGCAAGUUGUAUGGUAUUACCAUCAUCAUCUGGACUGCUCUGACUGCCGACGUCGCCGAGGAGGUGGAACAAAGGUGCGAGGAAUGGCGGCAGAGCCACAUGUCUGAAGAGGAGCGAGAGUUGGCGGCGAGCCUGGGAGUUCGACUGGCUGGUGAGCGGACACACCUCUCGCAGCUUCUCGCCAAGCUGCCCACGAUCCCAUCAGGCUCCCCAGCGCGUGAGAGGCUCGAAGACGAGAUUAGCACGGUGGAGGAAAAGAUCACCCUCAUGACGGAUAUGCUUCGGCCCCUGAGACACGGUGCUGCAUCCAAGAUUGAGGGCCUCACCACUGGCGAGAGCGGACUUUGGACACCUCGUGCUUACGGUAUUCUGGGACGAGACCCGGCCAACAUGUCGUUCUGGAAGGAAUGGCUCAAGGCAAUUGUCACGCCCAUGACAGACGGCGGUGUGCUGAGAAUACCCCCGAGCUCGCCCAAGGUUGGGCGCUGGCAGCCCCUGGAGCGGUACGUUGUCAACCUGUGCACCGAGGCGUUCAAUCCCCUGGGGUCCAAGACCCAGGUCGAGCUGGGUGUUCGAGAGCUACGGCUCUAUGCUCGAAAGGAGGCCGAGAACGAGCUCCCGGGCUCACGAACCAUUGAUCUCUAUGCCCUGUUCAGGUGUCUGUCGCUGGAGAACAUUGUUGCGCUGUUCGAGUACGCCAUGUCGGAAUCUCGCAUCAUCUUUCUCUCGUCUCACACGAGCAUGCUGCACCUUGCAUGCCAUGCCUUGGCUAAUCUGCUCUAUCCACUCAAGUGGUCGAGCAUCUUCAUCCCUGUUCUUCCCGCACGACUCUUGUCGGCCCUCGAGGCGCCUUGCCCCUAUAUUGUAGGCAUUGAGCGACGAUACGACAAGAUCGAGCUGCCCGAGGAUGACUAUGUUCUGGUCGACCUGGACAAGGAUACCAUCGAUGCCACCUCGCAGCCGGUCCGCCUCCCACGUCAAGCCCGCAGGAAACUCAUGUCCCUGCUGCAGGUUGCGGCGCCACACAAGCUUCGAUAUGGUGUCACGACAGGACCUCCUCCAUAUGCCAUGGAGUCAUUCCCCUACGAUGCAUUCUCCAGCGAGAACGGCGCCCUCUUCAGGUCACCAACUUCCAAGAGCACCCUGGGCAAGUGGGUGUCACAGAACUCUUCGGGCUUUGGAGAGGCGGAUCCGGCAAACGAGAUGCAGCCGCCAGUCUUCAAUGCUUUCGCUACCGCCUUGGUGGAAAAUGGUAGAUCAGACAGACCCAGCACUAGCAAGUCUGGCAAGACCAGCCCGCAGUCCUCGGUGUCUCCAGUCUCGAUGACAUUCCCUCCCAUGCCUUCAACUCCAGUGUCCCGAAGCGACUCCGGGUUUGCGCUUGCAGCCACACUCCGAGAGAAGCGAUCAGGACACUUUGGAGAAGAGAAGAUGCGACGCAGCUCGUCGUUUGGCCUGGAUAAGCACCAGCCGUUCCACAAACCGAGCCUCCCGUUCCUCAAUGGCCACCAGGCCAACCUGUCCAUCUCAGCCAUUUCUGUGGACUCCCAGACAUCGUUUGGAGGAGGUUAUGGAGGCGGAUACGGCGGCGGCGGUUAUGCUCCCUCAACCUACGCACAGUCGACGCUGGCCGCGUCAACCAUCAUGCCCAGCAUGCAGAUCCAGCCUGUGCGGAACACGGAGACAACUGUCUGGGUUGAGGGCCACUGCUUCAACUGGAUCCCCAGGGAUAACACGUCCAUCUGUACCAUCUGCAACGAGCACGCCGAAGGAGAUGGCAUCUACAUGUGCAACGCCUGCAAGACCUUUUCCCACGGCAGAUGCCUCGGCCACGUCUCCCUUGUCUGUCCGGACGCCUUCCACGCAGACCGCGUCCGGGCGGCGUUUGUCCGCUGCCAGGCGAGUCUGUUGUACACAUACCGCAAAUAUCUUGGACGGCCUUCGCGUCAGCAAAAGAGCAAUGGCCAGCUGUACGCCUUUGAUAUGGAGGGUUUCAUGAAGAGUCUCCCGUACGAGCAGCACGACUACGCAGUCAUGAUGCGAGAAACACAGUGCUUCAACGAGUUUAUUCAUGACCGAGAGAUCCACCCCGCCAAUGCAUCGGCGAUCCGUCUGUUUGACGAAAUCAUCAUGGCCAAGAGGGCCCGAGGCCGGACCGGUCUGUCGACAGGUCUCUCCCGUCUCUCCACCAUCCGUGCCUCUCACGGUGCCUCCCUGCACGCCGGCAGCUUUGCUCCUCCGAACCGCGGCGGCAAGGUGCCGCAGUUCCUUGGCGACACAUCCGACCACAUUUGGCGGACAGCCUCAGUGCCGCUGCCCAAGGGCAACUUCCCGGGCGAGUACCGAUCUGUGGUGACCCGUAUUCCCGCCCGCCUCGACCGGUCUCUCAUGCGGGAACCCCGUUCCAUCCAGGGCAUGCCUCGUGUCGAGCCACGAGGUGCCCGUGGCCUGAUCCGAAAGCAGGUUCCCAGCAUGCUUGGCACCACCCCUCCAACUUGA